Molecule: messenger RNA, 2751 nt
Organism: Exophiala xenobiotica
Lineage: Eukaryota; Fungi; Ascomycota; Eurotiomycetes; Chaetothyriales; Herpotrichiellaceae
Exons: 3
Coding region: 459-2159 (566 amino acids)
Biological process (GO): positive regulation of transcription by RNA polymerase II; intracellular iron ion homeostasis; intracellular copper ion homeostasis
Cellular component (GO): nucleus
Molecular function (GO): RNA polymerase II cis-regulatory region sequence-specific DNA binding; copper ion binding; DNA-binding transcription factor activity, RNA polymerase II-specific
Source: RefSeq, a predicted model, not a curated record
AUUUCUUCCGUGCUCACCCACCUCUUCUGUCUUCCUGCUCAUCGCUUUCCUCAGCAUCUUCGCGAGAAGUCGCAACCACCAUGGCUGAUCCUGAUCCGUAACCUCCGACGUUGCAACACGUUUCCUUCCUUGUUCAAAUCUUUUUCCGGCGUCUGGUGGUCUCUUUCGAUUUUUACCGAGUCACAUUCAACAUCGCUUUCCGCACACAUCCCACCACGACCGCCUCGCAUCCACCACCCUCCCGAUAUCCUGUCUCGCACCGGUUUAUGUGCGACGGAAAUUGCCACAUCAAAUAGAAGUCAUUCCUGUCUCCUCGUCGUCGAGAUCUGCCUCCGCACCCGCGCCAAAUUUUUGACCACCAGACCUUCCCAGCCCAUACUACGCCACUUCCGCCUCCUCCUGCCUGACAAUCGUCUGGUGGAAUUCCCAGGGGUACAGGAGAUACUCCGCGGUUCAACAUGCUUAUCAAUGGCGAGAAAUUUGCCUGCGAGGCAUGCGUAAGAGGCCAUCGUGUCAGUUCUUGUCACCACCAGGAUCGUCCCCUCGUCCACGUCAACAAGAAAGGUCGACCGGUAUCACAAUGCCAACACUGCCGAGGUCUGCGCAAGGCUCGCUCUCAGCAUGUGAAAUGCGAGUGCCACGACAAGGCGCAUGCAAAAGAAGAUUGUCCACAUGAGAAACCAGGCGUUGUGAAGACUGAAUCAAAUACCUGCUGUUGUCAACAUGGUCAACGUUGCACAUGUGCCUUGAAGAAGGAACUCGACAUCGUCCCUGAAGACCUUGCACACAUGAUCCAGCCAAAAGAACAUCCUAAACCUCGCCCGAACCACAACUCCCAUGAUCCCAAAACGACAAUCUUUACCAAUGGUCAUCACAAGCCUGUGCACAAAUUCAACGACGCGCACAAUCAGCUCGGAGCCCCUUAUAAGAUCCCAUCACGCUCCCACUCCCUUCAUGGCCAUCGCGAGAUCGCUCAACGUUCUACCGAUAAUCUUCUGCUCACCAAGUCCUCGAGACCUUUCCAGGAAUCCCCCCUGCAUCACUCUAUCACCGACGCGAUGGCAAUGGUAGAACGCAAGACCAGAUCAGAGCAUAAUUCCCCGAUACUUGGCCCUCAGAAACAUCCCGAUCCUCCACUGCAAGAUCUCAACCUCCCUCAUUUCGACCCGAGAGCCUAUUCUUAUUCCCCCUUUGGCGCUGAUACUCCUCCGACACAGACCAACAGCCUCCAAAAUAGUCAAAAUGCAAGCCAGUCGGAUCUGACUCUGCCAGACCAGUUUCCGGAGAGUUGGUUCAUGACUUAUGAGCAAGCUCAUGAUUAUGAUCCGCCAAAGUAUAAUGAGCUUGCGUCUGUUGACUGGUCUAGUUUCAAUCUCGAAAAUAACAGCAACGUUAACAGCAGCAACAACAACACUACCAUCACCAAUAACGAGAAUACUGGUAUCUAUGGUAUGAAUCAGUUCAAUUCUUCCAGUCUGGGACAACAAACACCCUAUCAGACUUUCGAUCUGACAAGACAAAUCAACCAAGUUGGUGUUAAUUCUUCGACUGGUGACGUUUCUGAAGUCGAUGAGCAGUCUCCUCCGUCCACUCGUUGGAAUAAUGAUCAAAAACCGCUUCAAUUUGACCAAAGGCCUAACUUGGAGUCAUACAAUGACUUCAGCAGCGCUGCGGGAGAUGACGCUUCCGACAGAUAUCGGUUGAGCUCAGCCUCGUCAUGCUUUGGGACGCCUCAAGCCAACAUGUUAGCCAACGACAACCUCGGAAGUCUUGACAUCGACGACUACCUCCAACGAGCCGAAGCAGAGACCAAGCGGCUGCAAAGCCUACAAAUGCAGCAACAAAUGGCACAAAUGCAGAUGGCAUCUCCCGAACCGUCCCAAGGGCAAUCACGAAUGUCAAGCGUAAGUCGAGGAAUGACUCCAAGUGUCUCGACACCGGGAAGUGUUGGCAAUGCUGAGCAUCCAUAUACCAUACGAGAAGCCCAGAUGUAUGCACAUAUGGAGGGGCUGUCCAAUCUGCACAUGUUUCAGCAGAGACCAGUUAUGCCGGCAACCAGCAUUGCUGAAGAUCCGUCGUGGUCGGUUGCUCCAGAUAUGUCGAACCCAGAGUUGUCCCUUGAUGGGGACGAACGUGAGGACGAAGACUGGGUUCGAUAACCAUAUCUACCAAUCACAUUCUAAGCUGCAAAACCCCACACGCAGCAAGCACCUUUACGAGUUAUGAUGAUUCAUAUAUAUUUGAGAUACCAGAAUCACGGCAUUUGAAUCAGUGGCCGACCAAUUUCAAAAAAUGAGAGGGCAACAAUACUUCUGGGAGUUUUGGCGGCAAAGGAGCACGGGCAGAGGUUAUCGCCCACGAAGACGACAAUGAAUUCGAGCAGCAAGGCGCAAUGUUUUCGCAUCCGUUGCUAUGUGCUUGUUCAUCUUUUCUAGCUGUCUCAAGGUCAUUUUCACGAUCACGCUCGUCGUCAAUUUAGAUGUACGAAAUUCGUGAUGCAGUGAGGCUCCUUUGAGCCUACAUAUAAUGACCAGGAAUAGAGAUAGUUUUGUUAAGCAAGGAUUGAUGAGAUGCAUCGCCUUUUAUGGAUGCACAAUGCAUAUAGAUAGAAAAUAUCACGUUGCUAGACUAAGCUCUCCUUCGUUUACUUGGCUGAUUCUGCUUUGGACGUAGGAGCAAGUUAAGGAGGAUGGAGAGAAUAAUUAUAGUCUCGGAACAAGUCUAUAUGUUAGCUUGGUGUUUAUCGACGCA